UAUAAAACAAGUGUGUCCAUGUAGAGCCCCAUCAUUGGAACUCCUCGGCUUGACCAUGUACCUCUGUCAACAACUCUGGCUGCUCUUGCUCUGGCUCUGCUUCGCCUUUCUCAGCGUGCAUGGCAUGCCAUACAAAUGGGGACCUGCCUCGAAUUCUGGACCCCACGGCGGACCCGCCUGGAAUGGCGGAGAUUCCACUGACAAUAUAGUCAUCUAUUCGAAAAAGACCGGCAAUUGGCGUUACUGAUUGAAACCUAGUGGUAGAGGCGUGACCACAGCCAAGUCUAGCUGCACUUUACAGUAAAUUGUAAAUUAUAUGAAUAAUUUUACAACUAUUUUGCAUUGCAAUUGUUUUCCGCCGAACCGUACUCAACUUUUAUGCAAAUACUUCAUUCAUUGUCACAGUCAAUUAAAUAUAGUCGCUUCAGUUGUAUACCUACAUGUGUGUCUAUGACAUAUAAAGAAGAACUUACACUUUAUUAUAUACCCAAAAUUAUUCCACGAGAUUAAAAGCCUUGAAUAAUAAAUAUAUAAAAAUACA
Molecule: messenger RNA, 541 nt
Organism: Drosophila teissieri
Lineage: Eukaryota; Metazoa; Arthropoda; Insecta; Diptera; Drosophilidae
Exons: 2
Coding region: 56-247 (63 amino acids)
Source: RefSeq, a predicted model, not a curated record